Messenger RNA from Oryzias latipes (Japanese medaka), 4078 nucleotides. It is a transcript of the gene cchcr1, whose product is annotated as coiled-coil alpha-helical rod protein 1. The record is from RefSeq and is a predicted model, not a curated record. Gene Ontology annotation, cellular component: centriole. Gene Ontology annotation, biological process: protein export from nucleus; cell differentiation. NCBI's taxonomy places the organism in Eukaryota, Metazoa, Chordata, Actinopteri, Beloniformes, Adrianichthyidae.
UCUAAAUGUUUUAAAAAAAAAAUCAAUACAUUUCAUGUAUCUUAUUUUACUUUUUUUUUAAUUAAUUAAAAGUGUUAGAAAUUAGCAAACUGUGCACGUUUAUAGUUACUGCAAAACAUUUGUAACAGUAAUUAAGCCGUUAAACAUGGAGAGGAAAAAUAUCGUCAAAGAAAAGCUAAUAGUUCCUACGGACUUUAUUUCACCGGCGCAUUUAACCAAUGUCCAGGGGGACCUAAUGCCUCCGUCACACUUUGAAUCGGGUGUUCAAUCAUCUGGAGCCCACAGAGGGGUUCUAGUAGGUCCUAAAACUUCACCUCAGACUACCUGGAGGAACCCAGUUCCGAUAUCAGGACCCAGGGAUCCAAGUCUUGCCGGUCCAUGCUUCACCUUUCCUCAACGUGAGGACAAUCGGGAGAUGAUCCUGCUACAAGGAGACUUCUUAAGAGCAAACGAAGCUGGGGGUCAGCCUGCAGCACACAGAUUUGGAGAAAAAGGAGAGCAACAGUACACAUGGGAGUCACAGCACCAGCUUGGGAUGGAAAAACACAAGGCUGAAGCUGAGAGGUUAAAGGGUCAGGUGGAGGCCCUGAAAGAAGCUGCAGAGAAAUACAGAGAAGAAAUGAAAGAUAGAGAGAUCACCCUGUGCAGGUGCACCCAUGAGCUGGAAGUAGCUCGAGAAAAUGCAUCAAAGGCGAAAGCAGAACUCAGCCAAGUCAGGGAGGAGCUUAGCCUCAGCAGAGGACAGGAGGAGAUGAUGAGGUUGCGGCUGGAAAAAGUGAAAGCAGAGUGUGGAGAGGAGAUAGCCCAGCUGAGGAGAUCUUUGGUAAAAAGCAAACAGGAAUCCAGAGAGCUUGCUCUUAAGGUUGAAAUGAGUAGGCUGCAGGCUGAAGAGGAGGCGAAAGAGCAGGCUCUCAGACUCUCCAAACAACUGGAGAAAAUGAAGGAGAUGCAGGAGGCACAGUUGCAACAUUUAAACGCAUCGCACUAUACAGAGUUGGACACAGCAAGACAAGCAAACUCUGAAUUACAGGACAGGCUCCAGUCGAUGUCCACAAAAGUGCUGCAGUUACAGAGCGCUCUGAUGGAGGCGUCAGCUGAAAGGGACGAACUGAAAGAACAUUUAAGUCACGUGGGACGAGCCUUCGAGACCCAAUCUGCGACACUGCAGAGCCUCAGAAAUUACAUCGGCCAGCUCACCCCAGAGAGAGGAGAGAAGGAACAAUUAAAGGAAACUAUUGAGAAGCUAAACAAAGAGAAGGCGGCUCUUCAGACGACCACUGAGCUUCUGACUGUCAGACUUAAUUCUGUAAAUGAGAUUCUCACCCUCCAAGAGGAGAAGCUGGUUAAGAAGCAAACCUCUGCAGAUCCUCUCCAAUGGAAGGAGCCUGACAUCCUUCAAGUGCUUCAGCUGUGGAGAGAGAAAGUGUUCAAGUUGUGCGUCCAGCUUCGCUCUAAAGACAUUGAGACGAGAAGAGAAAAAGACAAAGUUCUUUUUGAUGUGAGAUCCACGGAGCAGCAGCUCCAGCAGGAGCAGCACCAGAACCGUCUGCUCCAACACAGUCUGCAAGACAGGAUGGCAGAGCUGGACCUGGAGAAGGUAGAAAAGGAGACACUGAGGGAAGAUUUAACAAAAGUUGAGAGAGAAAAUGCUGAGCUGAAGUCACAGAACCAGAGAGCAGAGGCUGAAAUCAAGAUCCUGAUAGAAGCUGUGCAGAGGUUCCAGAAGGAAUUUGACCGCAAGACCGCAGAAGUAGACUCUGCUAAAACAAAGCUAAACACUUUUACCCAGAGGCUCUCUUUUGCUUCUAGAAGAGUGGAGACCAUCCAGUGUUUGGUCAUGAGGCGAGCGGCUCUGCAGAAAAUUGAGCAGGCGUGUCAACCACCAAAGCAAGAAAAGAACAGCUUGACAAACUUGCAGACGGAAUACGGUCUGAUUUGCGAGGAGCGAGACAGGCUGAGUCUAGAGCUCAAAAGAACCCCAGAGCUCAUUGAGAAAGCUCUCGCUGAUCUGAAGGAACAAUAUGGGAGUAAAGUCAGGCAGCUGGAGCAGGAGCUGGAGCUGAGCUGCAUGGAGGUGAAACAGGCUCUAGCCGGUAAAGAGAAGGCGGAACAGAGGCUGCAGCAGAUCCAGGCACAGCUGGAUGAGACCAGCAUCAGCUUGGAGACACUUCCCUGUGAGCUGCUCCACCAGCAAGAGCGAAACCAGCAGGCCCUGCAGGAACGAGUGUCUGCGAUUGAGGCUGCGCACGCUGAGAAAACGAAAGAGCUUGAGCUCCAGCUGCAUGCAGCCCGCAGAGAGCACACCAGAGCAGUUAUGACUUUGCUGCAGUUUCAGAGACAGGCAGCAAGACAACACGAUGAGAUAACAGAAACUCCAAACUGGGGGGGUGAAAACACAAAACAAAAUGUCCUGAAUAAACAUGUAAAGGAGAUGGAGGGGAGCAAAAAGUUUCUACAUGUCAUGGCCUCUAAAGAGGCCCCGAUGGCAGAACACGCACAGAGUCGAGAAACUCCUUCAGAGAAGAGGACUUCUGUUGAAGCAGAGGUCCACCUUCCUGCAGAGAGACUCCUGAGUGUUUUGGAGGAGCUCCACACGCUUAGCGCUGCUGUAGUAAACAGCUCUGAAGACUCUUCAGAGGAAGAACUCAGAAGUGACGACAGGAAGACUUCUGCUGACCUUCUGGACAGUCAAGACAUGAAGAACUGAAGAAGUUUAACUACUGAUUAGAAAUAUAAAAAAAUAACCCUAUUUUUACUCCAUUAAGUUGAGCCAUAAAGGCUGGAAUCACUUUCAUGUUGACUAAAUAAAAAUUAUAAUAUUUUACAUAAUCUAUUAGUUAUUGUGACUUUUUAAAUUAAAAUCAAUAAGAACUCAGGAAAGUAUACAAACACUCGUGAAUAGUGGGGCACAAACAGAUAAUCUUCAAUAAUGUACUAUUUCUUUAUUAUUUUACUACUUUUUAAAAUGUAUUUGGGUUAUUUAAAGGACAGUCUCGUUUCCUACUUUAAUUUUGCCGUUCAGCUAAAGUAAGGAUUUCCUGCAAAAUGCUUUUGGGAGUUGCCUCCAAGUGUUUUCUCGUCACACACAAAGCCUUUUUUUUUCAAAUUACAUUUAGGCACAUUGGUAAAGAUUUUCUACUGUAAAAAAUCUAUAUUUUCUAUUUGACACUCCUUUAUAGAGCAGUCAUAAGAGCAAUGAGGAUAAACACCAUGACGAAGCAGGUAAUUGUGCUAUUUGUCAUGCUGUCACCAGUGCUGAUAAAUUCAGAAAAAGUUCAAAGUUUUAGGCCCUUUAGGUAACAAUUUAAUAGUCUUGAUGAAGUGUAAAUAUACCCACUAAUAAAAUCGUCUUUACUCUAAGCUCUCUGACCGCCGGAGAAGUGAUUCAUCAUUUUAAACUGGUCAGUAACUGAUUCAGCUUUACUGUUCUAAAAAUCUUACUUUUACUGCAUAUGGUCUAAGAGACCCUAGUGAAAUUCAAUAAAAAAUUACAGAAGUUCGAAGCCUAAAUUUAGGUCACGUCCUGUUGACACACCUGAAACCCAUUUUUAUAUUUUUUUGGUUCUUUUUAAUUAUUAUUUAAGUUUAUUUGCAUCUUUUGGUUGUGAUGUUGGUGAAUUUCUUUUGAAUAUUGAAGGCUGAUGGUAGCUUGUCUUGCAUUUUUCUCUGCAGCACCUUGCAAGUGCACAGAAUGACCAACAGAGGGCAGUGUUGUCAAAGCUGAGCUCAAAGCGAACAGCCCUCUUGAAAGGAGGAAACAAAAAUUAACUAAUAACGUUAAUCAUCUAGGUUGAAAAGGUUUUGUAUGAAUAAGAGGAUAAAAAGGUGUAGACUAUAUUCUAAUAUUAUUGAUUUAAGACAUGGUGAAAAAUUGACUAAAUCAGGAGAAAAAUCUAAUGAAUAAAGUAAAAAAAAAAGAAAGAAAAAAACUGGUUGUGUUUUACUAUUUAGAGCUAAGUAGUUCUGAAAAGUUAUGAAAACUAAAUAUUGCAAAAAUUAAUCACACACCUGGGAGUGAUCUUCAGUCAGCUCUACCUUUCUGGCUUCACUGGCCUGUUUACUGCGAUUGACUGUGCAG